This is a messenger RNA of Spinacia oleracea (spinach), 1936 nucleotides long. Its product is annotated as trihelix transcription factor ASIL2-like. The record is from RefSeq and is a predicted model, not a curated record. NCBI's taxonomy places the organism in Eukaryota, Viridiplantae, Streptophyta, Magnoliopsida, Caryophyllales, Amaranthaceae. The coding region runs from base 430 to 1638 and encodes 402 amino acids. The transcript has a single exon.
UAUAUAAGAAAACUAAUUCAAAACCCCCAAAAAACAAAUAAUGUGAUUCCAUUCUAAAUUAACCAACCCAUACUAAGCUUAAACAUUUUACAUUCCAAAAUUUCAGUCUACAAAAUUCUCUCUCCUCCGCGGCUUAAGCAAAUCUUAAGCCUAACACUUAGCCCAAACACCAUGUGAAAACGAUGAAAUGAGGUGGUGAAACGGGCCCCACCACCUCAAACACCUCAACCCUCUUUACCCACUAACCAACAGCCACCCCCUUCCUCCGUCUUGGGCGGGCCGUCCGGUUUAUCCUUAACCCGCCCCACCCUCAUCCGGAUCCUCCUCCCUCCUUUUUCCUUCACCCCCCACCGCGUACAUUAUCCUCCACCCCUCUCUCAGAUCUACCAUUUUCUCUCUCCUCCGCUACCUCUUUCUCUCUCCUCAACAAUGGCCUCAUCUUCCUCUCCGCCGCCGUACCAACAACAAUCAUUUUCAGAUUACCCGGAACCUCCGAUGGGAAUCCCCCUCCUCUUACCCGCACCAGCCCAACCAGCUCAUACCUCUCGCCGCCUUCCUCCGCCGUGCUGGACUCCUGAUGAAACCGCCGGUCUAAUUGACGCUUACCGUGACAAAUGGUACUCUCUCCGCCGUGGGAACCUCCGCGCCGCUCACUGGCAAGAUGUUGCUGAUAACGUCCACCGCUUUUGCCCUCACGUUUCUCCCCCGAAAACCGCCGUUCAAUGUCGUCAUAAGAUGGAGAAGCUUCGGAAACGUUACCGCGCUGAGCUGAAUCGGGCUAAGUCUAUCCCUCACCAUAAGUUCGCCUCUUCCUGGGUUUACUUCUCGAAGAUGGAUUUCAUGGAAAAGGGCGAUUCCGCUCUUCCAGCUGGGGGGAGAGGCGGCGGCGGUGGUGGUGGUGGUGCUGGUGGCAGAGUAGGCGGUGGUGGUAAGGCUGCUUCAUCUAUUUCUCCUGUUGUUGUUGCUGAUGAGUUUAUGAAUGAUGGAUUUGGUGAUGAUGAUGAUGAUGAUAAUAAUAAUGAUAAUAACGAUUUAGAUGACGAUGAUGAGGAUUAUAACGGUGGAUCUUUCCGAAAGGAAGCGAAGGAAUUUCAGAGGAAUGGGUUGAGGAUUCGUAUCGCCGGGAAUUCUAGGAAGAAUUAUGGAGGAUUCGAUGAAAUCCCUAACCCUAAAUUUGGAUUAAAGUCAUCAACAUCCUCAAGGUACAAUGAAUUUGGGUCACCUCCACCUCAAUUUGACGAUGGAGUGAGGUAUUCAACGAGAUUUGCAAGGAAUGGGAGCAAUGGUGGGGUUGGAUCAUCAUCUGGGAUGGGGAAGGGAAAAGGGGUGAAUAUGAAUAUGAAUAUGAAUAUGAAUAUGAAUACGAUGAAGAAGAAGAGGAGUGCGUUGAACAGAGAUGGGGGAAGAAAAGAGAGAGGAGAUAAUGUAGCAAUGGCAAUGGUGGAAGCCAUAAGAGUAUUGGGAGAAGGGUAUGUGAGAACAGAGAUGACAAAGAUAGAGAUGAUGAGAGAAGCAGAGAAGUCAAGGAUGGAAACCGAGUUGAAGCGAACUCAGAUGGUUCUUGAGUAUCACCAAAACAUUGUUGAAACUUUUGUUAGAGGAUGGUCUAAUCACAAGAACAAUGAUAGUGAUGCCUAAUUUGGAGUAUGCUAAUUCUGAGUAUAUUCAAUCCGAUCCAAUCCAAUCCAAUCCAAACUCUGGUAAAAAUGGAGAGCUUUUUGUAUGCUUGAAUUGCUGUAUGUUUGGGAUUUUUGCAUUUUGUAGUAAGAAUGUGAGAUGCUAUCAAAGGGAACUUGUGUAGUUAUCGGGUUGUUAGUAUUUUGAUCGCGAAUUGCUGCAUUUGUGUAGAUUUGUACGGUUUAGUGUAGUGUGUAGCUUUUAAUCUGUAACCAAAAUUGUGUAAUGAUUUAGUUCUACCUUAUGUUGGUUCUUUCAA